UUUCGGGAUCAGCCAGGAGCUGCAUCACGUGAACAGACCGGAGGCUCAUUUCGCCUCGCGCCGCCAUACUGUCUGUGUUUUCUUCCAUUUCGCAUUUUUAUUGCAACAUUUUACUCCCCCGCGGAGUGCCAGCUAGAGGAGAAUGACUGGCAAGAGUCAGACGAGCAACGUGACCAAUAAGAACGACCCGCGCUCCAUCAACUCCCGCGUCUUCAUCGGGAACCUCAACACGGCCAUCGUCACCAAGAGCGACAUCGAGGUCAUCUUCGCCAAGUAUGGCCGCAUCGUGGGCUGCUCCGUGCACAAGGGCUACGCCUUCGUCCAGUACCUGGGCGAGCGGACGGCCCGUGCCGCCGUGGCCGGCGAGAACGCGCGGAUCAUCGCCGGACAGCCACUGGAUAUCAACAUGGCAGGGGAGCCAAAGCUUUAUCGACCAAAAGCUGGGUCAAAGCGACCUCUCUCUGCAAUCUACAGCGGGUACGAGUUUGACUAUGAUUAUUACAGAGAUGAUUUCUACACUCGGGUGUUUGAUUACCCAGGGCGUGUGCCCCCUCCCCGAGCUCUCGUCCCCCUGAAGCGGUCGAGACUGAUGACCCCUCCCACUCGCCGUGGAAAGCCCUCCCUCCCGACACGCCACGCCUCCUCACGCCCCCCUGGUCCCAGCCCGCUCUCCUGCGGCCCCAAACUAAAGUCAGAGCAGCUGCAGGUCAUCAGGCGUGAGCUGGCGCAGGUCAAGCUGAAGGUGGACUCGCUGCUGGGUCGGCUAGAGCGCAUUGAGAGGCAACAGCGCCUGGACACGGACGUCCAGAGGAAGUAUGAGGAGAGUUGUGAUUGGCUGCGUGAGGAGAGCGUGUCUGAGCGGGCGGAACAUUCUGGAGAGGAUGCAUGCGAAGGGGAGGAGCCUGAAGCGGGGGAGAUGACAGACGGAGGAGAGGAAGACUACGAUGAAGAGGCCAGCAGUGACCCGAUGGAGAAUCAUGUGUCAGAUGUUGACAACUAAGCAAAGGCUCGUUACAGAAGGCACAGGAGCAUCUGGAGACACCAAAGGAUCUUGGGAAGAUGAAGAAACAUCACACUGUGAAGAGAAGAAGACCACCAGCUCUCACACUGAUAGAAUACCCAGUCCACUUUUAACGAUGGUCAUCUCAAACAUACACAGAGACACAGGUGCACAUACAGUACACACAGAAACACACACACAUACACACACACAUGGAAAUGUGUAGGUGUCUUUGUGAUUCUGUGUUUCAUUUAUGCUGCCAUUUGUUUUGAUUUGUCCAUAUGAUAUGUCUUGUAAAUACUUAGGCACUUUAAAAGUUCUUUACUAACAUUAAAAAACCUGAACAACAGCAGCAGAGAGUGAUUUAAGUGAUUACAGCGCUCAGCUGUUGGGUCUGCUUUGGCAGAGUGAAAACUAGAGCAUCGCUUGCCAAACCAUGACCUUUUUUGUCUUUACAGUACUGCCCUGCAGAGGAUACUGCCGUGUGUGUGUGUG
Sardina pilchardus (European sardine) is the source of this 1495-nucleotide messenger RNA. RefSeq names its product RNA-binding Raly-like protein. Gene Ontology annotation, molecular function: RNA binding. The record is from RefSeq and is a predicted model, not a curated record. The transcript is spliced from 9 exons. Bases 143 to 1000 code for a protein of 285 amino acids. Lineage: Eukaryota; Metazoa; Chordata; Actinopteri; Clupeiformes; Clupeidae. Gene Ontology annotation, cellular component: nucleus.